Molecule: messenger RNA, 2589 nt
Organism: Trypanosoma theileri
Lineage: Eukaryota; Euglenozoa; Kinetoplastea; Trypanosomatida; Trypanosomatidae
Product: putative zinc-binding phosphatase
Exons: 1
Coding region: 1-2589 (862 amino acids)
Biological process (GO): dephosphorylation
Molecular function (GO): phosphatase activity
Source: RefSeq, a predicted model, not a curated record
AUGUGGAGAGAUACUCCAAUUGGAUCUAUUGAUGGUGAAAUAGAGUAUGUUCACAUACGUGACUCCGCCAAUGAUGGCGAGGCCGCCGCACUUCCACAACACGCAGAUGAAGAAGGUCUUCCAGUGCGCUGCGCACUUAGUAUUACGAACUACCGCGUUGUAAUACAACCAGUCACUAACAAAGGCAGCAGUGGCCUUAAUUUCUUCCUUCCACUUUUAUCCAUUGGGACCUGGAGUGUUCCGCGUGGGUCAAUGACCCCAGUGUACCGGGCGGUGUUUCAGCGUGGGCGUGGUCAGCAGCUCUCAGAAGUUGAUACAACUCCGUACCCUAGUGAUGCACCGCCGUCACUCACGGAAAAUAACGUUCAAACAUCUAUUCACACUCUAAAGAUAUGUACAAAAUACCUAUGGGAGGUGGAGGUGGUAUUGCAAGGAGAGCGGGUAGCAAGGACAGUAUCGGAUCUACGCCCUCUUUUUUCUGUGACGCAUAUAAAAUCAAUGCCAGCAUUUGCGAUUUAUAGAGAACGAUACAGCAAACGAUGCGAGGUUAAGGAUAGUGAGAAUAAUUAUAAAGAACAAAAGCAAGAUCAACAUAACAGUAAUGAGUGGGAAGGUAAGUAUGAUUAUAGUGGGGUAAACAUGAUUACUGGGACGGAACCUUUGGAAGCUGUUGAAUUUGGAUGGAAUUUGUAUGAUCCGGACCGUGAACUGGAGCGGCAGUUGUGUCUCUCUCCUGGUAGUGAUGUACCGAGUAUUGAAGAUAUGUCACGCGUUGGUCCACGACGAGAUCUUCGACCGUGGUUUCGACUCACAUGUGCAAACCAGCCAUUGAACAGUUACGGUAAAUCCCCAACAUACCCCUUCCGCGUAGUGGCCCCGAAUGCGGCGAGUGACAAUCUAAUUGAGGACGCCAUGUCAGCUCGCUCACGGGCACGUUUCCCUGCGAUUUCGUUUGUGCAUCUCGCAACUGGCGCUGUGCUUGCCCGCACUUCUCAGCCCCUUUUGAAAUCACCGAAGUUGCGGCAAGAUAGUGAAUUAUGUCACAUGUUCACGAACAACGGCUACCACGCACACAACGCAGAGCCUAGACGGGAACCAUUGGCGGUUGGUCCCUCUGAAAUAGGCAGUGGUGGAGGUAACGGUAACAGCAGGAAUAAGAUGGUUCCACCGCCCUCCCUUUUUGAGACCAAUUCAGAAGAAGGAGAACUGCGGAUGACUGGUGUAACACAGCAGAAUGUGGUUCCGAUGCCGCGGCGACAACGGACACUUGUUGUAGCAGAUUGUCGCCCACAGGCAGCGGCUUGGGCGAAUCAAAAAUUAGGAGGAGGUUUUGAAAGCGGUCCAUCGUAUAGUUUCUGUGAAGUAAAAUUUCAUGGUAUUGAAAAUAUUCACGGUGUCAUGCAAUCCUUUUCAAAACUAAAGUCUCUUAUUCAACAAUUUAAUGGAAAACAACCCAGAGAUGACUUUCUCUCUCAACUAAAUGAUACAAAAUGGUUACGUCAUGUUCAACGCAUUCUAAUGUGCUCUUCUGAAAUUGCUGGAGGUCUUGACCGUGGGGAAUCAUAUCUUGUACAUUGUACAGACGGCUGGGAUCGAACUCCGCAGUGUGUUGCUACUGCGAUGUUACUUUUAGAUCCUUUUUAUCGAACUAUUGUGGGUUUUUGUGUCCUUGUGGAGAAGGAAUUUUGCUCCUUUGGACAUAAGUUUGCAGAACGUUGUGGACAUCAAGUGUAUGGCGAUACAAGCUACGUCUCUGAUAAUGGCGUCUCCGCAUCCGAUACGGAUGUCCAUUCAUCAUCAUCAUCAUCAUCAUCAGGAAAAUUGCAGCCUUCACCUAUUUUUUUGCUCUGGAUGGAUGUGGUAUUUCAAGUGGUACGCCAGUUUCCAAGGUAUUUUGAAUUCACCCCAAAAUUAUUGGAGUACCUUGCUGAGACGGUAUACGCUUGUCUGUAUGGCACUUUUCUUUGCAAUGGGGAGAGAGAGCGGAUGUUUGAGGGUGUGCGCCUUAACACUGCGUCUGUAUGGACGGAUAUCUGCUGUGCCGCACGGCGAGAACGAGCUGGUGAAUCUCCACUAUAUUUUGUGAACGACUCAUAUGAUUCUGUCACAGCAUGGGAAUAUAUUUCAAAAGAAAAAGGAUGUGGUAUUCAGAGAAUUUCUCCAAGUUGUAGUAGCAAACGUAUCGUUUUCUGGGAAUCAUUCUACUUGCGAUAUGAUAAGGACCGCUACUCCCUAGACCUUGGAGAGGAAUCUGAACAAGUAGCAAAGCGGGUGGUUUUUCAUGAUGCGUGGGAAUAUUAUUUUGAUAAAUUUUUGAAGGAUUCCUGUGUUUUGCGCAGAAAAGACGUUGUAGAGAUGCGAAAUUUACUGAAGAAUAUCAAUGUACCACGUGCUCCGCUACCAGUGAGUUCACCCCAAACAAAAAAUGAUUCAAAAGUGUGCAAUCAUUGUCACAAGAGAAUUGGCAUAUUUUCGCGGGAACUAUGUUCUCGUUGUCGAUCUGCGAUGUGCGAAAACUGCACGGUGGACCUUGACAAGGGAGUAAAGAUGUGUCGAAAUUGCUACAAAGAUCAUGAAUGGUAUAGUUAG